ACUCUUUCCUGUGCUGUUUGCCCAUCACUGCUUCUCCUUUCCCCUCUACUUUAUCGGCCACUUAAAUCGUCCCCCGUUUGACAACCCACGACCAUUCCUAGCGCUUGAAGUUCGAUUGAAAGCAAUCGUUGCUCCUGACGUUCCCAUUGCAAACAACAGUCGACUUGACCUGAUCCCUUAGGCGACGAAGCCCCCAACAUCCCUUGGUCAGGGCCCCUUUCAGCGCUCCCCAAGGUCAGAGAUGUCUACUACCACAGCUGAGAUGGCCACUGCCGGCCACAAGCUCGAGAAGAAGCCCGUCAAGUUCAGCAAUCUGUUGCUCGGUGCAGGAUUGAAUAUGGUCACCACUUUGGGACAGCCGCUGGAAGUGAUCAAGACGACCAUGGCCGCCAAUCGAGGCGACAGUUUCGCCAGCGCUAUGGGUCGGAUAUGGGGUCGUGGCGGGAUCCUCGGUUAUUAUCAAGGUCUCAUUCCGUGGGCCUGGAUUGAGGCCUCCACCAAAGGCGCCGUUCUCCUUUUCGUCGCGUCCGAGGCGGAAUUUGGUGCCAAGGUGCUCGGUGCGCCAGACUUUCUCGCUGGUAUCUCAGGAGGUAUGGCGGGUGGUAUUGCCCAGGCAUAUGCCACUAUGGGUUUCUGUACCUGUAUGAAGACGGUCGAGAUCACCAAGCACAAGAUGGCUGCUCAGGGUGUAAAGCCUCCAAGCACCUUCGCGACUUUCAUGGAUAUCUACCGCAAGGAGGGCAUCCGUGGUAUUAACCGCGGUGUAAAUGCGGUUGCUAUCCGUCAAACUACAAACUGGGGUUCCCGUUUCGGUCUUUCCCGUCUCGCAGAAUCAGCAAUCCGCAAGGUGACCAACAAGGAAGAAGGACAAAAGCUUGGUGCAAUGGAGAAGGUCAUAGCCUCUGGUCUUGGUGGUGGCCUCUCUGCUUGGAACCAGCCUAUUGAAGUCAUUCGUGUCGAGAUGCAGAGUAAGAAGGACGACCCCAACCGGCCUAAGAACUUGACCGUUGGCAAAACCUUCAAGUAUAUCUACGAGACCAAUGGUCUUAAGGGUCUUUACCGUGGAGUUACUCCCCGUAUAGGACUAGGAAUCUGGCAGACCGUCUGCAUGGUGGCUCUUGGUGACAUGUGA
Messenger RNA from Aspergillus nomiae NRRL 13137, 1132 nucleotides. Its product is annotated as putative mitochondrial DNA replication protein (Yhm2). Gene Ontology annotation, molecular function: tricarboxylate secondary active transmembrane transporter activity. The coding region runs from base 242 to 1132 and encodes 296 amino acids. Gene Ontology annotation, biological process: mitochondrial citrate transmembrane transport; alpha-ketoglutarate transport. NCBI's taxonomy places the organism in Eukaryota, Fungi, Ascomycota, Eurotiomycetes, Eurotiales, Aspergillaceae. The record is from RefSeq and is a predicted model, not a curated record. The transcript has 5 exons. Gene Ontology annotation, cellular component: mitochondrion.